Molecule: messenger RNA, 3072 nt
Organism: Canariomyces notabilis
Lineage: Eukaryota; Fungi; Ascomycota; Sordariomycetes; Sordariales; Chaetomiaceae
Product: serine protease-like protein
Exons: 3
Coding region: 1-3072 (1023 amino acids)
Biological process (GO): proteolysis
Molecular function (GO): serine-type endopeptidase activity; protein binding
Source: RefSeq, a predicted model, not a curated record
AUGAACGGCGCAAAUCCGACUGCUCGCUCCAAGCGGAAGGAACCGCCUCAUACGAUUGACGGCCGUCAUCCGAAGCAUCACCGUCCUAAUGGGGACCUGUCUUCGGCCAGCGACAACACGCCGGACACACACGACGAAUUUGAGGGAGAAUUCGACGAGUACGAUGACCCCAGGCUGUCGGCCAUCCUCCCAACUGGCCCGGACACGGCUGAAUGGCAGGCAACCAUCCAGAACGUUGUGCGGAACGUCGUAUCGAUUCGCUUCUGCCAGACGUGUUCCUUCGACACGGAUCCCGCACUGACAAGCGAGGCGACAGGAUUCGUUGUCGACGCAGAGAGGGGAUACAUCUUGACCAACCGUCACGUUGUCGGCGCGGGUCCUUUCUGGGGCUACUGUAUCUUUGAUAACCACGAGGAAGUCGAUGCCUAUCCGGUAUACCGCGACCCGGUGCACGAUUUCGGCAUUCUCAAGUUCGACCCCAAGGCUAUCAAAUACAUGCCCGUGGCUGCCCUGCCAUUGCGACCUGAUCUUGCCAAGGUCGGCGUGGAGAUCAGGGUCGUUGGUAACGAUGCCGGCGAGAAGCUCAGCAUUCUCUCUGGCGUCAUCAGCAGAUUGGACCGAAACGCGCCAGAAUACGGCGACGGAUACAGUGAUUUCAACACGUGCUACUACCAGGCCAGUGCGGCAGCUAGCGGAGGUAGCUCGGGCAGUCCUGUCGUCAACAUUGACGGAUACGCUGUUGCCCUGCAGGCCGGCGGCAGGGCCGACGGUGCCUCAACUGACUACUUCCUGCCCUUGGAUCGGCCUCUACGCGCGCUGCAAUGCUUGCAGCAAGGAAAGCCAAUCACACGGGGUGACAUCCAGUGCCAAUUCUUGCUCAAGCCUUUCGACGAGUGCCGGCGGCUUGGCUUGACCCCCGAGUGGGAAGCACAGGUCCGCAAGGCGUUCCCGAAAGAGACAAACAUGCUGGUUGCCGAGAUUGUACUUCCGGAAGGUCCAUCUCACCACAAGAUCGAGGAAGGGGAUGUCUUGAUCAAGGUGAAUGACGAGCUGCUUACUCAGUUUAUUCGGUUGGAUGAGAUUCUUGACUCGAGUGUUGGCAAGCCAGUCAAGCUGCUGCUUCUUCGCGGCGGCGAGCCCAUCGAGGUCGAAAUCGAGGUCGGCGACCUGCACAAGAUCACGCCGGACCGCUUUGUAUCAGUUGCCGGCGGCAGUUUCCACAGUCUCUCGUACCAGCAAGCACGACUGUACGGCGUGGCUUGUAAAGGCGUGUACGUCUGCGAGGCCGGUGGCUCAUGGCGGUUCGACAAUUCGGAUAAUGGGUGGCUGAUCCAGUCCGUCGACCACAAAAAGACCCCGGAUCUCGAGACGUUUAUCGACGUGGUAAAAAACAUUCCGGACAAGGCCCGGAUCGUGGUCACGUACAAGCACCUGCGCGAUCUGCACACGCUGAACACGACCAUCAUCUAUGUGGAUAGACACUGGUCUAGUAAGAUGAAGCUGGCGGUCAGGAACGAUGAGACCGGGCUGUGGGACUUCUCUAACCUCGCCGACCCGCUUCCGCCGGUCCCUCCCGUGCCUCGUAAGGCAGCAUUCAUCCAACUUGAACACACUUCGCAUCCCGCCGUUGCCGAUCUGGUGCGGAGCUUUGUCCACGUCAACUGCACGAUGCCGAUGAAGCUGGACGGGUUCCCCAAGAACCGGAAGUGGGGCAUGGGGCUGGUCAUUGACGCCGACAAGGGUCUCGUGGUAAUAUCGAGAGCCAUUGUCCCGUAUGAUCUGUGCGACAUCAGCAUCACUAUCGCCGAUUCCAUCGUUGUCGAGGGCAAGGUUGUGUUCCUCCACCCGCUGCAGAACUACGCCAUCAUCCAGUACGACCCGAAACUUGUCGAUGCACCCGUCCUUAGCGCCAAGCUGAGCACUGAGGAGAUCACCCAAGGUGCGUCGACCUACUUUAUCGGUUACAACAGGAUCGGGCGCAUCGUCCAUGCUGCGACAACGGUAACCGAGAUCUUCGCCGUCACCAUACCCGCGAAUUCAGGAGCCCCCAGAUACCGCGCCGUCAACGUCGAUGCGAUCACCGUGGACACGAGCCUCAGCGGGCAGUGCGGGAGCGGUGUCCUCGUCGCUCAGGACGGCACUGUCCAGGCACUAUGGCUCACGUACCUCGGCGAGCGGAAUCCCUCCACCCACAGGGAUGAGGAGUACCACCUCGGCCUAGCUACCCCGACGUUGCUGCCGGUGGUGAAGCAGAUCCAGCAGGGUAUAGUACCCAAGCUGCGCAUGCUGUCUGUCGAGUUCCGCGCGAUCCAAAUGUCGCAGGCUCGGCUCAUGGGCGUGUCCGAGGAGUGGAUACACCAGGUCUCGCUGGCCAACACGGCUCAUCACCAGCUCUUCAUGGUGACAAAGCGCACUUUUGAGAGAAAUGAGCAGGAAGGCGGCGCUCUCCUCGAGGGCGACGUGCUUCUCACACUGAAUGGCAAGAUCAUUACCAAGAUUUCAGACCUGGACGUAAUGUACUCGCACGAGGUGCUCGACGCUGUUAUCGUGCGCGACUGCCAGGAAUUGCACCUCAAGUUGCCCACCGUGGCUGCCGACGACGUUGAGACGGAUCGCGCUAUCUCGUUCUGUGGCGCCAUUCUCCACCGUCCUCACCACGCCGUCCGUCAGCAAAUCAGCAAAUUGUUUAGUGAGGUGUACGUGUCAGCCAGGACCCGCGGCUCGCCCGCCUACCAGUAUGGUCUCGCGCCCACAAACUUCAUCACGCAUGUCAACGGCAAGCCCACGCCCGACCUCGAGUCGUUCCUCGCUGCUGUGAUCAAGAUCCCCGACAACACAUACUUCCGCCUUCGCGCCAUGACCUUUGACAGCGUGCCGUGGGUGGCAACCAUGAAGAAGAAUGAGCACUACUUCCCGACCAUGGACUUCAUCAAGGAUCCCACCGUGGAGUGUGGCUGGCGGCGCGUCACCUACGAAGGCGGCAAGGUCAUCCAGGGUGAGGGGCCCGAUGGCGUGAUCCCUGGCGCUGGGGAGAACACGGAUAUGGAUGUCGAUGUCGGCGUGUGUGCUUGA